Messenger RNA from Epinephelus lanceolatus (giant grouper), 3201 nucleotides. It is a transcript of the gene tmem86a, whose product is annotated as transmembrane protein 86A. Gene Ontology annotation, cellular component: membrane. Gene Ontology annotation, molecular function: hydrolase activity. The record is from RefSeq and is a predicted model, not a curated record. Lineage: Eukaryota; Metazoa; Chordata; Actinopteri; Perciformes; Serranidae.
CCUACCGGACGUCGGACCGCCCACCUGAGCGAGGACAAAAACAAUCGGCAUCUCUCAUGCAGUACAAAUUAAACAGGAGGACCCCGGCCCAAAUUUGAUAUUAAAAAUCUUUCUCGGCGACACGGACACCACCGAGAGAGAAAUGGUUUCCCCGGUAACAGUGGUCAAGAGUGAAGGCCCCAAGCUGGUGCCAUUCUUCAAGGCAACCUGUGUAUACUUUGUCCUGUGGCUGCCCACCUCAAGCCCAUCCUGGUUCAGCGCACUGAUCAAAUGUCUGCCCAUCUUCUGCCUCUGGGUGUUCUUACUGGCACAUGGGUUCAGCUUCCUCGGUGCUCACUCCAGUGCCCGCAAGAUCUUGGCUGGCCUCAUCUUUUCUGCUCUGGGUGACGCCUUUCUCAUCUGGCAGGAGCAGGGCUACUUCGUCCACGGCCUUCUGAUGUUUGCCAUCACCCACAUCCUCUACUCAUCUGCCUUUGGGAUGAAGCCCAUUAACAUGUCCGCCGGCCUGGUGAUCACUGCCGUGUCCUCUCUGAGCUACAUGCUGUUGUACCCCUACCUGUCCGGCCCCUUCACCUACCUGGUGGCCGUCUACAUCGCUUUGAUCGGCUUCAUGGGCUGGAGGGCCAUCGCGGGCCUGCAGCUGGCCAACGACCUCUGGACGUGGACCAAGCUGUCCGCCUGCCUGGGCGCCGUGCUCUUCAUGGUCUCUGACCUCACCAUUGCCGUCAACAAGUUCUGCUUCCCCGUGCCCCAUUCGCGCGCCAUCAUCAUGGCCACCUACUACGCCGCCCAGAUGCUGAUAGCGCUGUCGGCCGUCGAGUGCCAGGACGCCGAGGUGGCCAGGAAGAGAUUGUGAGGUGCUGCGGUGUCCGCAGUGAAUGGCCGUGAGGCUGGGAAGGCGGCAGCUGCCCCACCUCCGGCCCUGAGUGAUCAUGGACACAUCUCACUGCCAGAUCCCCAACCAUCAACCCUCAUUUCAGUGUGUUGCUCCCACACCAUUGUUACCAUGACGACUGGCUCACUCCAGUCUUCACGUGGCUAUCACUCUACUACCCCACUAGUACGAUAGUCUCACACCUGUCUUCUUACCAUGAAGAUAAGUUAGAAUUAUCUUCAGCCUCUCCCGACAACAGUCCUACCUGCCUCCUCCGAUCCUAGAAUGGCCGUCUCUCCACCUAGUUACCAUGGAGACAAGUGUAGUGAUAUUAACCUGCUAUAUAUAGAGAGUAUUACUUUACUUUUAACUAUUAUGUUUUAAUUUAAGGGGAGCACGUCACUGGGGACCUUCAAGAAGUGCGUGUGGGAGAGCGAUUGUGUGUGUGUGAGCGAUUGUGUGUGUGUGUGUGUGUGUGUGUGUGUGUGUGUGCAUUUUAUGUGUGUUUGAUUAACACUCUUACCUCGCUUUCCACACAGUUCCAUCACGCACAGUCAACACACUGACUCCCACCACACACGUCUUCUUUAAGUGGUCCAAUAAUACAACAUGACAUCUUAUUUUUGUCUUUUUUGUUUUGUUGCCUGAGACCUUGUUAAAAAGGGAUUUUUUUUCUUACAGACUCACCCAUGUUUGGCUUUUUUCGCCCUCUGUUGCUCCCCCUGAAUUAAGGGUGCUAUUCUUAAAGUUGGGAGCAUAAUCCACACUUGCUUUAUUAUCUGCAGUCCCUUCCAUUUCAUUUAUAAUAACCACACUGCUUUUAUUCACUCCGCGAUUUACAUCUUUAACAAAUCCUCACCUGGUCUUUGCGGGUGAAUGAAUUAGGUUGUUCUUGAAUAGCUGGAUGUGCAGGAAAAGAAUGACGGAGAUGAGGAAUAAGGCAAUGAGGCGGAAAGGCAAGCAGGGAAAGUUGCGUGACUGCAACAACCGCAGUGUAUUGUAGCUGUAGUGACUGAGAUUUGGAGAUUGUUUUUAGAAGCUUGAUCCAGUUAUUGACACUGUCCUGCUGUCACAAAGAGAACUCAGAACACACCAUAGUCCUCGCAGACUGCUGUAUACAUACUAACAUGCUGCACACUGCACCUGCUUACCCUGAUGGUGUUAAGUCUCUCGGGCUUUUUACAGUGUUUUGCCUGGACAGUUUUUUUCCAGAAAUGAGGUGUAAAUGUUGACACGCACACACACCUGACACCUACGACCCCUGCCAGUUUAGUUAUUAGGAAAAGUCCACAGGGUUCUAGAUCAGCCGCCCCAUGCUGUCAUUGGCCAGGGACCAUGUUAUGAAGAAUGAGAAAGAAAGAGCUGUGUUACUGGCUGGAAUCUUUUUGUUUAUCACCUCUCCCUGUGUGUAUCUGGGCCUCAGAAGGCAUUCACUCAUAACGACACGCACACAAACACGCACAUAAACAUACACACUGCCCAUGGGCAGUGUGGGUGAGGAAAAAAGGGAGAUGGGGGAACUGACUUGUCAUGUGAGGGAACAGUUAUCCCAUUAUUCCCAAUAAUUCCCUCUCACAGGACAUUUCAUCAGCUUUAAUCCCGCAAAAUCCACCGCGGCUAAUCCCCGACAGGUCUGCUGAUAUUUUUUGUCUUUCAUCUGUCACACAUUUCCCUCUCUCACCUUUCAUUUGUUACGCUGCAAACCAUUCAUGCAAGGAUGAACGGUCAAAAUACUGAAGAAGUAUACUGUAACCCUUUCCUCAUUUGUCUACAUACUGUAUAUGCAUGUUUGGAGUGUGUGCAUGUGUGAGAGUGUAUGUAUUGCUGUUGAGUGAAUGUGUGUGCCUGUGACAAGUCAGAACCAACUCAAUGCCAGAAAUGCUGUGAACCAUCAUAGUUUGUGUGGAGUAGACACACGACUGGAUAUCUUUAAUGUAUUCUCACAAGGCUCUUAAACUUCAUACUCUUCACCUCUUGAGAUUUGCAACUACUUAAUGUAUUUUACAGCAUCUCCCAAAAGUGUUGUCAGUUAAGGAUGACUUUAAGGUAGUAUUUGAUGGGCAACAGUAUAUUGAAACUGGAGUCCAUCUCUUUUUUAGGAUUAAUUUGACCUUAAAGCUGGGGUAGGCUAUUUUCUGGAAAAGUGGAAAAAAAUGCCAGGACUUUAAAAUACAGCCCUCCUCUUGCAGCUCUCCCCCCUAUGUCCUAAAGCGGGAUUCAUAUUUGUACGUCAGCUCUAUGUAGUGCCUACGUCCUUGAGCAUUUAUACUUGUGCGAUGGUGUAUCUGUGUCACUCUGCGGUUACACCUCCAAAACACUAGUUGGCA